AUGCUAUCGCACCCUCUCUAUACGCUCUGCAAUUACUCCAUUCCUGCCACAUCUUCUUCUCCUUCAUCAUCUCUCUCCUCUUCUCCCCCUUCUUCAUCAUCGCCUUCACCCACUCCUGACCUUUUCUUCUUAAUUCCUCUCAUGCCUUUUUCUAUCUCCUUUUCCUUUCUCUCCCUUUCAUCAACAAUUCUUCUUAAAUUCCUUUCACAAGAAAGCCACCAUCUCCAAUAAAACCAGAAAACUCUUCACUGCCUGCCCACAACUGCUUCUCUGCAAUCCCUUUAAUCUCCCAAAACAGCAGAUCUCUACCUUCAAUAUUUGGCCAAACCCUAAUUCAAGAUAAGGGUUUUCUUCUCCUUUGUUUUACCAAAGUUUCAACAAAGAGCGAAAAGAUUUGAAUUUGGACACCGCCGAAGAUCUCGUGGGCGUUAUAUGGAAAACCGUUUUAAGAAACUAAGAUUCAGCUAGAACGUCAAAAGACCAGUUCGCAAUAUCUCGAUUUAAAAAACAACGGCGACGUUAGUAGAAGAAAAGCAGCAGGUUGUAAGAUGUUUCAGCCAAACAUGUUCGAUAGCCACCAUCACCUGCUUGAUAUGGCGCAUAAAACACCGGAAAAUGAGAUGGACUUGAUCAGAGACGACGAAUACGGGAGCAAAUCCGGGACUGAUAUUAUGGAGGCACCAUCUGGCGAUGAUCAAGAUCCCAAUCAACGCCCAAAGAAGAAGAGGUAUCAUCGCCACACACAGCAUCAGAUCCAGGAAAUGGAAUCGUUCUUCAAUGAAUGCCCCCACCCGGACGACAAACAGAGGAAAGAGCUCGGUCGACGACUUGGAUUGGAGCCUUUGCAAGUUAAGUUUUGGUUUCAGAACAAACGUACCCAAAUGAAGGCCCAACAUGAGCGUCACGAGAACACCCAACUAAGAAAUGAAAACGACAAGCUUCGAGCAGAUAACAUACGGUACAAAGAGGCUCUCACCAAUGCUACUUGUCCUAGCUGUGGAGGCCCAGCCGCGAUUGGCGAGAUGUCGUUCGAUGAGCAGCAUCUCAGAAUCGAAAAUGCCCGCUUAAGGGAAGAGAUUGAUAGGAUAUCUGGUAUUGCUUCAAAAUAUGUUGGGAAACCAAUGCUGUCAUAUCCUCAUUUAUCCCCGGGAGGAGGAGCAUCGCGGUCGCUUGAUCUUGGAGUGGGGAAUUUCGGGGGUCAGUCAGGCAUAGGUGGGGAAGUUUUUGGAGCUGCUGAUCUGCUCAGGUCAGUAUCAGGGCCUACUGAGGCUGAUAAGCCAGUGAUAAUCGAGCUGGCCGUUGCAGCAAUGGAGGAACUCAUCAGAAUGGCUCAAGCUGGAGAACCCUUGUGGAUUCCAAGCAUCAACAAUGGUGCAGAGAUGUUGAGUGAGGAGGACUAUGGAACCACCUUCCCCCGCGGAAUUGGUCCCAAGCCUUUAGGGUUGAUAUCCGAGGCAUCAAGGGAGUUGGCUGUAGUCAUCAUGAACCAUAUAAACCUGGUCGAGAUCUUGAUGGAUGUGAACCAAUGGUCGAGUAUGUUCGCCAGCAUUGUUUCUAGAGCAGUGACUGUGGAGGUGUUGUCUACUGGUGUUGCAGGCAACCACAACGGAGCUUUACAAGUGAUGACUGCUGAAUUCCAAGUACCAUCCCCUUUGGUCCCAACGCGCGAGAAUUACUUCGUGAGAUACUGCAAGCAACACACCGAUGGGACAUGGGCCGUGGUUGAUGUUUCUUUAGACAACUUGAGGCCUAGUUCCAUUUCAAGAUGCAGGCGACGGCCGUCUGGUUGUUUGAUUCAGGAACUGCCUAAUGGUUACUCUAAGGUGACAUGGGUUGAACAUGUAGAGAUAGAUGACAGAGCUGUCCACAGCAUUUACAAGCCACUGGUUAAUUCGGGACUAGCAUUCGGGGCUAAGCGCUGGGUUGCAACUCUUGACAGACAAUGCGAACGCCUAGCCAGCGUCAUGGCCAAUAACAUCUCCGCAGGCGAUGUUGGAGUGAUUUCAUCGCCAGAAGGUAGGAAGAGCAUGCUCAAGCUAGCGGAGAGGAUGGUGAUGAGUUUCUGCAGCGGCGUGGGAGCUUCGACCGCUCACACAUGGACGACGCUCUCGGGCAGUGGCGCGGAUGAUGUUAGGGUGAUGACCAGAAAGAGCAUGGACGAUCCAGGGAGGCCGCCCGGCAUUGUGCUCAGCGCUGCUACUUCCUUCUGGCUCCCCGUCUCCCCUAAAAGAGUUUUCGAUUUCCUGCGCGACGAGAAUUCAAGAAGCGAGUGGGACAUUCUCUCAAACGGCGGCCUCGUUCAAGAAAUGGCACACAUUGCAAAUGGACGUGAUCCAGGAAAUUCAGUCUCACUUCUGCGCGUCAACAGCGCGAAUUCGAGCCAAAGCAACAUGCUUAUACUUCAGGAGAGCAGCACGGACGCAACGGGAUCGUACGUGAUCUACGCUCCGGUAGAUAUCCACGCGAUGAAUGUGGUCCUAAGUGGCGGCGACCCGGACUACGUGGCCCUCCUCCCCUCUGGUUUUGCCAUACUCCCUGACGGGCCCAGCAACGAAGCCGGGGGAGUUGAGGUGGGAUCCGGUGGGUCGCUGCUAACGGUGGCCUUCCAGAUACUAGUGGACUCGGUUCCGACGGCGAAGCUUUCAUUGGCAUCGGUGACAACCGUUAACAACCUCAUCAAAUGCACGGUUGAGAGGAUUAAGGGCGCAGUACUCUGCGACACCGCGGUGUAACAUUGGAGCGAAGGGGAGAAGUCAAGAACGCACCUCGCGUGGUCCUUGCUGAGCAAGGGGUUUGGGUUCGGGUAUUGACUCUUGAGAUCAAAGACCUGCUUUUAUUUCAUGUGUAUGCAAAACUGCUGCUAUGUAUUAUCUCUUUUCUUCACCAACUAAUUCCUUUUAUUUCCUUACAAGGUUUUAAUUACCCCUAAA
Messenger RNA from Salvia splendens (bonfire salvia), 2930 nucleotides. Its product is annotated as homeobox-leucine zipper protein MERISTEM L1. Gene Ontology annotation, molecular function: lipid binding; DNA binding. The coding region runs from base 549 to 2732 and encodes 727 amino acids. The record is from RefSeq and is a predicted model, not a curated record. NCBI's taxonomy places the organism in Eukaryota, Viridiplantae, Streptophyta, Magnoliopsida, Lamiales, Lamiaceae. The transcript has 11 exons.